AUGGAGUAUCACCUUGCUUCAGAGAUGAAUGGAGUAGUUGCUAAGUACCCGAACAUGUGCAUCGAGUCUAAACAUGAUGUUUUGUGCGGAGAAGAGAAGGACUCCAAGGAUGCUGCAGACAAGCAGUCUCACAUUGAGAAAUCUUACACCACCAUACUGAGCGAGCUCGGCGAGGACGCCAACCGAGAGGGACUUCUGCGUACACCACUGCGUGCAGCCAAAGCCAUGCAGUUCCUCACUAAAGGCUACAAAGAAACAACUCAAGAUAUCUUGAACGAUGCAAUCUUUGAUGAAAACCACGAGGAGAUGGUGAUUGUCAAGGACAUCGACCUGUUUUCUCUCUGUGAACAUCACCUGGUGCCCUUCUUUGGCAAGGCUCACAUAGCAUACCUCCCAAACAAGAAAGUGGUUGGCCUCAGUAAGCUUGCUAGAAUUGUUGAGAUCUACUGUAGGAGGCUUCAAGUUCAGGAGCGUCUAACCAAACAGAUUGCUUCAGCCAUCUCUGAGGCGUUGGAGCCUGCUGGAGUGGCUGUGGUGAUUGAGGCUGUCCACCUGUGUAUGGUGAUGAGAGGUGUACAGAAGACUAACACCAGCACCGUUACCAGUGUCAUGCUGGGAAGUUUUCAUGAUGAUCCCAAGAUCAAGAAAGAGUUCUUUGGCCUCACAAUGAGGAAGUGA
Messenger RNA from Chelmon rostratus (copperband butterflyfish), 678 nucleotides. RefSeq names its product GTP cyclohydrolase 1-like. NCBI's taxonomy places the organism in Eukaryota, Metazoa, Chordata, Actinopteri, Chaetodontiformes, Chaetodontidae. The transcript has 6 exons. The coding region runs from base 1 to 678 and encodes 225 amino acids. Gene Ontology annotation, cellular component: cytoplasm. The record is from RefSeq and is a predicted model, not a curated record. Gene Ontology annotation, molecular function: zinc ion binding; GTP binding; GTP cyclohydrolase I activity. Gene Ontology annotation, biological process: tetrahydrofolate biosynthetic process; tetrahydrobiopterin biosynthetic process.